Messenger RNA from Rhopalosiphum maidis (corn leaf aphid), 1153 nucleotides. It is a transcript of the gene CkIIbeta, whose product is annotated as casein kinase II subunit beta. Gene Ontology annotation, molecular function: protein kinase regulator activity. The record is from RefSeq and is a predicted model, not a curated record. Bases 194 to 856 code for a protein of 220 amino acids. Gene Ontology annotation, cellular component: cytoplasm; protein kinase CK2 complex. The transcript has 6 exons. Lineage: Eukaryota; Metazoa; Arthropoda; Insecta; Hemiptera; Aphididae.
ACCAAAUUUCUUAUCCAUUUGACAUUUCCAUUAUUCCAUUUGGUAUUUUCCAUUACUCAGUAGGCAGUAACAACCGAUAGGUCUUAGUCAAAUUAGUCUUUAAUUAAUAUAUAUUUUAUAAAAUAUAUCCAUCAAACAUUUUAGAAAUUGUGUCCAACAUAAAAGCGUGGCUAGCCCAAGUAAAAGAAGGAGGAUGAGCAGUUCCGAAGAAGUUUCUUGGAUCUCAUGGUUCUGUGGACUAAGAGGAAAUGAGUUUUUCUGCGAGGUCGAUGAAGAUUACAUUCAAGACAAAUUCAAUUUGACAGGACUCAAUGAACAAGUGCCUCAUUAUAGGCAAGCUUUGGAUAUGAUUUUGGAUCUUGAACCUGAUGAUGACUUGGAUGACAAUCCAAAUCAUUCAGACUUAAUUGAACAGGCUGCUGAGAUGUUAUAUGGUUUGAUACAUGCCCGUUACAUUUUGACAAACCGUGGUAUUGCUCAAAUGAUUGAGAAAUAUCAAACUGGUGACUUUGGACACUGCCCACGAGUAUAUUGUGAAAAUUCACCAAUGCUCCCAAUAGGUUUAUCAGAUGUUCCAGGAGAAGCAAUGGUUAAACUUUACUGUCCUAAAUGUAUGGAUGUGUAUACACCAAAAUCAUCUCGUCAUCAUCACACUGAUGGCGCUUAUUUUGGUACAGGUUUUCCACAUAUGUUGUUUAUGGUACAUCCAGAAUACAGACCGCCAAGGCCUAGCAAUCAAUUUGUGCCUAGACUUUAUGGUUUUAAGAUACAUGGCCUGGCUUAUCAAAUACAACAACAAGCAGCAGCUAAUGUCAAAACACCACUCAGACUGACCAGCUUUAAUGGAAAACGUUAAAAUAUAAUAACUAUUAAUGGAGUUUAUCCACAUUUUUAUUAUUCUUAAACAUUACUAGAUUAACAAAAACAAAAGAUAAUUUCAGUUACAAUUUUCACCAGCUGUCGGCUGUACAUUAUAUUAAUAAAUUAUAUUUAUACAUUUAUGUAAUUUGUUCAUCACAAUUGUAUAUAGUAAUUUCUUUUUGCAAUUCAAAUUCAUAUUGUGUACUUAUGUUAGAUAACAAUCCAAAUUGUUGUUAGGAGUUAGGACAUCUGGUUAUUUUGGCAUUUUAAAAUUAUAUUCUUUCUCAUAUAA